CUCAAUCGUUCUUAAGAAUGAUUAUCCAAUCAUUCUAGUUUGUGCACUUUCGUUUGCAUUAUAGACCGCAAUACUGAUGUCAUUUGUCGCAUCUGUGUAUAAAGGAUUCUUAAAAGUUUUAUUGAACUACCUAGUAAAAGGAAUUUUCUAAGUUACAUACCAAUUCCAUGCUUAUCAAAAGUAUAUCAAUCUGUGCGAAUCGCGAUCUAAAACGGUGUGAUGGUCUGAUAUACAAAUUGGUAUAGGAUUUCAGAGAAACUACACGCGUCUUGAUCGAGAUUUCUUAAACCACACACUCUUUUAUAUUCGCUCCUUCGAACGAAGUAGCAUCUAAUUGGUCCAUCCGUUUACCCAAGAAGAUAUGCUGAAUGCAUCCGCUGAAUGAUCUGACAAAGUUGCCAUGCGUACGAUUGUAUAUGUUUUCAUCUGGAAAUCCUCCUGCAAAAAACUAUGUCUUUCUACCGAGAUGUAAUAUGUUUCAAACAUUGUGGGAAAUCGAUUUUUACUCAUGAUAUAGCAACGACUUGUCCUUUAUGCCAUACACCAUUAGGUAGCAGUUUGACCAGUAUUCCAUUAAUGCUACCAUAUCCUUUCGUAAAAGCCUGUCAAUACCCUUGUUCAGUGGUUUUACGCCCUUCAGACGGCGAUUUUUUGAGGUUCUUUGUUAAUCAGCAAAAUUUGCAUAUUGGAUUAACUGCCUCCGAUGGAUCUAUUUUUGAGUACGAUCUGAAUGGUUUAAAACACACGGCAACGAAAAAUAAUGGUAAUGUCGUUUGGAAUCAGUGUAUAUUAAUCGCACAAGUUUCUCUACCGUGGUAUGACAAAUGGGACAAUUUACUGCAACAAUUUUUCGAAAGCACCCAAUGGAAAAAAGAAGACUAUCACGAACAAUCGCACAAUUGUUAUACCUUUAUUUUGAGUUUUCUUGAAAAGCUCGAGCAUGACGAACUGUCCUGCUUCUGCCUUGAUAAGGUUUCAUUCAGCCAAAACUUUAUCGUUCCAAAAACACAAAAUGCUGCGAAAUACAUCACUAUCCAUCGAAAAUUGAACUCUUGUAAUUAUUGGAUUGAUAAAUAAAUAUAUAAAUGUAAAAAUAUCGAAUGAAUGCAAAGCGCAUCUACCUUUUAACGGUGAUAUUUAAACGUGUUUCAAAUACAGUAACUCGGGGUCCACACUACAGCGCGACGUCCCGUCGCGAAACGCGACGUCGCCUGACAGGCGGCCGAACUCCAUACAAAAAAAAUGUCGCACAAAUCGCGCUAGUGUAGAAAUAGCGAAAAACGCGACGUCGCGAUAGCUCUUGUCAAAUGUCAAUUCGAAACGAAAAC
This is a messenger RNA of Anopheles coustani, 1328 nucleotides long. Its product is annotated as MKRN2 opposite strand protein. The transcript has 6 exons. The coding region runs from base 451 to 1077 and encodes 208 amino acids. Lineage: Eukaryota; Metazoa; Arthropoda; Insecta; Diptera; Culicidae. The record is from RefSeq and is a predicted model, not a curated record.